AUGAAGGUUUUUGAGCGUGCCCUGGAAGCUCGCCUGAGGAAAAUUGUCAGCGUUUCACUCAACCAGUGCGGCUUUGUGAAGGACUGCAGCACUAUAGAUGCUAUCCAUGCUGUCCGUAUCCUCCUGGAUAAACGUCGAGAGAGGAACCGCAGUGUGCAUCUUGCUUUUCUCGAUCUCGAGAAAGCUUUCGACUGUGUCUCACAUGAACUGUUAUGGAUGUCCAUGAGGUCGCACGCAGUACCAGAAAAAUACGUGCGGUGGACGAAGCUGCUUUAUGCGAAGCUUACCAGCGUUGUACGGUGUGCUACUGGAACAAGCAGGCCAUUCCCUGUACAAGUAGGGGUUCAUCAGGGUUCAUCCCUCUCACCUCUGCUGUUCAUACUGUGCAUGGACACGAUAACGAAGGAAAUCCAGAAGCAACAUCCGUGGACUCUUUGCCGACGAUGUCAUGCUCGCGUCAGAGUCUCGAGAUGA
Molecule: messenger RNA, 474 nt
Organism: Necator americanus (New World hookworm)
Lineage: Eukaryota; Metazoa; Nematoda; Chromadorea; Rhabditida; Ancylostomatidae
Exons: 1
Coding region: 1-474 (157 amino acids)
Source: RefSeq, a predicted model, not a curated record